AUGGAGUACUCCAUACUGCCUCCAUACGCAUUUUCAUUAGCUUGUUACUUCGUAGUCUGGGUCUUCUGUGACCGAAGCGCGACGGGGCACCAGGUGUCCGUGAUGGAGUCGGGCGAGCUUGGCUUUCUCUCUCUUUCAACCGCACUGUUUCUCGCGCGGACAGCCGAAUCGGGCACUCGCGCAGGCUUCAAAUUUCCAGACGACGUUCAACCCGCUCGACUCCUGGGCCGGCUAGCAAAAAAACUCGCCAAAACACUCCAUUUUGCUCCAUCGUCGCGGUGGGGCCCCGACCGAGCGAGCGACCGCCUCCUCCUCAGUCUUCGGCCGCGGUGGAUCCCCCAUGUUUCGCCGGCGGCGGCGGCGGGCGGCAGGCGGGCGGGACGCAAGCUAGGUUGA
Purpureocillium lilacinum is the source of this 396-nucleotide messenger RNA. Lineage: Eukaryota; Fungi; Ascomycota; Sordariomycetes; Hypocreales; Ophiocordycipitaceae. The record is from RefSeq and is a predicted model, not a curated record.